Astyanax mexicanus (Mexican tetra) is the source of this 876-nucleotide messenger RNA. Its product is annotated as chromobox protein homolog 2-like. The record is from RefSeq and is a predicted model, not a curated record. The transcript is spliced from 4 exons. Bases 118 to 876 code for a protein of 252 amino acids. NCBI's taxonomy places the organism in Eukaryota, Metazoa, Chordata, Actinopteri, Characiformes, Acestrorhamphidae.
GGAUGGGAAACCAAUUGGACAGGGAACCAUUUCCCACGUCACCGUUCCUGUCAGAAUGAACGUCAGCGCUCUGCACUCUGAGGAGCUCAGUGUGUCCUAGGUUAUCAACCUCCGCUCAUGCCAUGGUCAGCUGAACCUUCUGAUAUCCCUGCAGUAGAUCAGUGGAUGCGCCGUAGCGAGGAGGUGUGGGAGGAGACUCACAGACGUAUAGAAGCCGUGUUAGAACAACACAAACAGCAGGCUGAUCGUCAUCGUCGUGAGGCCCCGCUCUACUCCCCAGGAGAUCGCGUUUGGCUAUCUACCAGGGAUUUCCGGCUCCCCGAAGGCAACAAAAAAUUAUCACCGGUUAUCCCUGGUCCGCUGGAUGAGACCUCGCAUGGGAUGCUGCCUCCUCCGCCUGUGCUCAUGGAUGGUGGACCCGUCUACGCGGUGGAGCGCCUGUUAGACUCCAGAAGGAGGAGGGGAGCCCUGGAGUACCUGGUUGAUUGGGAAGGCUACGGACCUGAGGAGAGAAGCUGGGUUACUGCAGCAGACGUCCUUGACCCAUUGUUGGUGGAAGAAUUCCAUCGGUCGCAUCCGUCUUGUCCAGCACCACGCCCUCGGGGUCGUCCAAGGAGGAGGUCUCCUGACCCUGGAAGGGGUAGGCGCUAUAGGUCUGCUGCUACUCGGUCUCUCAGUUCCGUCCGCGGCUCCAGGAGGGGUCGUCCCAGGACCAGGGGUCGUCCCAGGACCAGGGCUCCUGUUCAGGCUAUCCCCGCUUCGGGUUCUCGUGUCCGUCGGGCCUCCGGGCGGAGAGGGGCGGUUCCUGUGUGUCGUCCUCGUCCUUCGGUUCUUUCGGACUCCUCGGGGGGAGGUGAGUCACCUCUCCUUGUUUAA